This is a messenger RNA of Pneumocystis murina B123, 468 nucleotides long. Its product is annotated as sorting nexin-3. NCBI's taxonomy places the organism in Eukaryota, Fungi, Ascomycota, Pneumocystomycetes, Pneumocystales, Pneumocystaceae. Gene Ontology annotation, biological process: late endosome to Golgi transport; endocytic recycling. The record is from RefSeq and is a predicted model, not a curated record. Bases 1 to 468 code for a protein of 155 amino acids. Gene Ontology annotation, molecular function: phosphatidylinositol-3-phosphate binding. The transcript is spliced from 5 exons. Gene Ontology annotation, cellular component: early endosome membrane; retromer complex.
AUGCCCUCAUCAAAGGCUUUUCUGUCUUUUUCUCAAAAUUUAGAGCUUUUUUGCGAGCGUAAAGUUCAACAAGAUGCUUGGUAUGAACCACCGCAAAAUUUUCUAGAAAUCGAGGUGAAAAAUCCAAUUACUCAUGGUAUUGGACGUGGAAUGUACACGGAUUAUGAAAUUAUAUGUAGAACAAAUAUUCCAGCGUUUAAAAUGAAAUAUUCAUCAGUACGUCGAAGAUAUUCAGAAUUUGAAGAUUUUAAAAACAUUCUUGAGAGGGAAUCCUCAAGAGUAUUAAUACCUCCACUUCCAGGAAAAGUAUUUACGAAUCGUUUUUCUGAUGAAGUAAUUGAACAUCGGCGAGAUCAUCUUGAACGUUUUUUACAAAUAGUUGCGGGGCAUCCUCUUUUACAGACAGGAAGUAAGGCAUUAUCAUCUUUUAUUCAAGAUCCUCAAUGGAAUGCUAAUAUUUGGAAAUAA